Molecule: messenger RNA, 978 nt
Organism: Lactuca saligna
Lineage: Eukaryota; Viridiplantae; Streptophyta; Magnoliopsida; Asterales; Asteraceae
Source: the annotation of a GenBank genome assembly
AUGAACAGAUUGGUCUCUGAAAAUGGACAACAACUGUCAUCAAGUGGAAUUAAAAUGAUUGCAUCAAAACAAGACACAGAACAUGAUGACUUUCUGAAAAAUCAUUUGUUUUCUAACAUUGAAGACUUGUUUGAACCUUUGGAGGAAAAGACAGUCAUUAUUGUUGGUACUGUUAAGGGAAUACGUCAAAAUAUACGUUGGUAUUACCUUGCUUGUAGCAACUGCAAAAAGUCAGCAAAAGAAAAAGAGUCUUCAACUGAUAAGGUUGAUGGUUCUCAUGAAGUGGCCAAAAUCGUUACUUAUGAAUGUGCUAAUCUUAAAUGCAAAAAUAUCAAAAUUUCGGUUAUUCCAAGAUUUAAAAUCCCACUUCGGGUUCAAGACAACACAGGAACAUUGACUUUAACUUUAUUUGACCAAGAAGCAAAGAAGUUGUUCAAAUACACAGCUAAAGAGUUGUAUGAUAAAAACAAGAAGAUUAACGAGAAUGCAGACAUAAUUGAUGAAUUGGAAAAAAAUAAUCUUACUCCACAGCCUGCUAAUUCUGAUUCAUUCUUGAUUGGUUCUUCAGAUGUUGGUUCUCAUGACACCAAAGUUCUCAAGGAUUCUUUUUCACAGACCGGUGAAAAUUUAACUCCAUGUGCUAGGGACAAGUCAACUGCAACAAGUCCUAUAAAAUUCAUUUCUACACCAAUUGAGUUGAAAAGAAACCUUGCUACAUGCAUAGAUAUUGAUGAAAUGGAGAAUUUGUCUACUUCUAAAUAUCCUAGACUGUCACCACCAGAUGAACAACCAACUCCUCUUUUGGUACCCAAGAAAGAAAAGUAAAUGCAUUUUACUUCGACAAACAAUCUUACUUCGUGUUUAAUUUUGAUUUCGCAUCAUAGACUCCUAAGCCGUUUACGUUUUUAUCUUUCUUGGUUUUGAAUGUUUUUUUUGGGAUUUCAUGGUUGUCAUUUUUGUUUCUUGAAAGUACAUUCG